AUGGAGACUCGUUCAAAAAGAAAACGUAUAGGGCCGCUGCCCGGGGGCGAUCGCCGGGGCACACCUGGAGCUGACGCUGGGUGUCACAGCAUGCGAACCGUCAGCGGUGAGGAGUUGAACAGGCGGGCUCCCACCGACAAAGAUACUACAGCCGACAACAGUGACGAUGGUGACAGACAUACAGACCGUACAGACAGUCCAAUAGAACCGUUUAGCCCUAGUACCAUAUCAUACACUCCCUCGAGAGCAUCAUCACCAUCAAUACCAUCGUCACCUCCCACACGUUUCACACCUCCUAUCAUUAGUCUCAGUACCAAUCCACCCUUACCAGCCUUGAAUGUUGCGCGGGGGGCAAGUGCCUUCAUGCCCGCGUCCACCAAGGCUGGAAAACCAAGAGUUCGCAUGAGAUGGAGCAAGGAAGUAAACACCUUUAUCAUGCGAACCUACCUUCAUAUCACUAAAUUAGAAACAGACAUGACCACAUACAGACAACAAUUGCAUGAACUUUUUACACGUCAGUAUCCUGAAAUCAAUGUAACAGAGCAACGUAUCUCUGACCAGAGAAGGGCGAUAAUCAGAAACAAACUUCUAUCACAAGCAGAAAUAGAAAAACUGAAGGAAGAAGUGCGGGAACAGCUAGAGCAUUUAAAUCACAAUCCUCCGGUAGAAACACAUAGUACAUCAACAGAAAACACCUUACAGACACAGCAACAUACACCAACACAAUCGCAACCUAGCACACAAUCACAACCUUAUAUACACACAUACACACAGAACACACACACAUCUACACAAACUGAGAAUAUAACGAUUACACUAGAAAAUGACAUUGAGAUAUUGGAAAAUUUCAAUCAAAAUCAGAUAACAGACACACAAAUUCAAGAAUUACACGACAAGUUUAAAACCGCAUUAACACAAUAUUCAGGGAUGGACGCUUCAGUCCGCCCAAAACUACCCAAACUAAAAUAUACCCCAAAACUCACUCACCUUGUACAUAUAUUUAACACAACCAUACUGAAUCAAUACACUACAGAAAACACGAAACUUAUAGACAUACACACAUUAAUUUACUGCACAGCGUUAGUAAUCUCCGAGGAACUUAACUAUAAAAUAACAGAAUACACAGGCAGCUCCAGACCAAAAACUAUAAAAAAACCACCAUGGCAAGAAAGACUCGAAAGAGAUAUUGAAAAACUGCGAGCUGACUGCGGUAGACUAACACAGUACAUUAACAACAACCGAUCUAAUAAAGUAGUAAAAAGAGUAGAGGCAAUAUUUAAAAACUUCACAACACACACUAGACACGAAAAUGAUAAUAGGAAACCUGAAGAAUACUUAGAUACGUUAAAACAGAAGCUUGCAUUAAAAGUACAUAGGUUAAGGAGAUAUAAAAAAGCACAAGAACGCAAAAACGAUAACGCCAUGUUCUCAAACAACGAAAAGAACUUUUACAGACAUUUACACACAACACAAACAGACACCACGACAGAAACACACACAGAAACACCAACAGCAGAACAACUAGAGACUUUCUGGGGUAGCAUUUGGGAACAACGGGUACAGCACAACGAUAAAGCUAACUGGAUAACAGAGGAAGAAAAUAAAUGGAGCGCAAUAGAAGAAAUGCCAUUUACUGAAAUUUCAGAAUCUGACAUAAACAAUGUUACAGCAAGACUACACAAUUGGAAAUCGCCUGGCAUAGACAAAAUACACAAUUACUGGUAUAAAAAGUUAGAAUCGUUACACAAAAUCAUAGCUAAAAACAUCACAGACAUCAUAUUAGGACAACAGAACAUACCAGAAUUCAUUGCAGAUGGAAUAACCUACAUGCUACCCAAAUCUCGACACUCUCCACAACCUUCACAAUACAGACCAAUCACCUGCCUCCCCACAAUCUACAAAAUCAUAACAUCAGCCAUUACACACAAAAUCACCAAACACAUAGAACACCACAAUAUUAUAGCAGAGGAACAGAAAGGAUGUAGGCGAGGCCAUAUGGGAUGCAAGGAACAAUUAGUCAUAGACACAAUAAUUCACAAACACGCCACUACUAAAAAUAGAAAUCUACACUGUACAUAUAUAGAUUAUAAAAAAGCAUUUGAUAGUAUUCCACAUUCAUGGCUAAUUCAAAUAUUACACAUAUAUAAAAUAAACUCAAAAAUAAUAGAUUUCCUGCAUCACAUCAUGUCCCAAUGGAAAACUACACUACACUUAUACCACAACAACAACACAGUCACAACUAGACAGAUAUGCAUUAGAAAAGGCAUUUACCAAGGAGACUCUCUGAGUCCUCUAUGGUUCUGCCUUGCACUGAACCCUUUAUCUAACCUACUCCACAAAUGUAGAGCCGGAUACACUCUAAAACAUAGCACCACAGAAGAAACCACAAUUUCACACCUUAUAUAUAUGGAUGACAUUAAAUUAUACAGUAAGACAGACAAAGAAAUGAAACACCUAAUAGACACUACAACAGAAUUCAGUAAAGACAUCAAUAUGGAGUUUGGUUUAGAUAAAUGCAAAACACUACACAUAAUCAGAGGAAAAAUAAAACCAGGUGACUACACGAUUAACACUACAGACACAAUUACAGCUAUGGAACCUACAGACUUAUACAAAUAUUUAGGAUACAAACAACUAAAAGGAAUUGAUCACACAGCUAUUAAGAACACCUUAAACACAGAAUAUAAGCGGAGAGUGACCGCGAUAUGUAAAACACAACUCACUGGAAAACACCUCAUCAAAGCACUCAACACCUACGCGAUACCAAUAUUAACUUACUCAUUUGGCAUUAUUAAAUGGUCUAAAACUGAUAUUCAACAAAUAGAAAGAACCACACGCACCACACUUACUAAACAUAACAACCUACACCCUAAAUCCGCAAUAGAACGACUCACCAUCAAACGCCAAAAUGGAGGGAGAGGCCUCAUAGAUAUCAACCAUCUUUGGCAAAAACAAAUUAACAGGCUCAAAACAUUUUUCCACACUAAAUCACACACCAGUAACAUUCACAAAGCCGUAGCUGUAAACGACCACAACUACACUCCACUUAACUUACACGAACAACCAGACACACAACACAACGACACUAUUGACCCACAAACACAAAAGAUAGAGGACUGGAAGAAGAAAGUCCUGCACGGAAGGCACCCGCACGACUUGGAACAACCACACAUCGACACAAUAGCCUCAAACAAGUUUCUCAAAAUCGGCAACCUAUUCCCCGAAACCGAAGGCUUUAUCAUUGCUAUACAAGACCAAAUCAUCAACACCAAAAACUACAGGAAGUACAUCAUAAAAGACCCCACAGCAACCAACGACAAAUGCCGCAAGUGCCACACGCAACCAGAGACCAUACAACACAUCACAGGGGCAUGCACAACACUCACACAAACAGACUACACUCACAGGCACAACCAGGUUGCAAACAUCAUCCAUCAAAAACUAGCACUCAAACACAAACUCAUACAAGACACAAACACACCAUACUACAACUACACACCACAAACAGUUCUAGAAAACACCACACACAAACUCUACUACGACCGCGCUAUACUCACCGACAGGACAAUACACUACAAUAGACCAGACAUAACACUUCAAGAUAAAAUCAAUAAAAUCACAUACCUCAUAGAUAUAGCAGUACCCAACACACAUAACCUACAAAAAACCAUAGGUGAAAAGAUUACUAAAUAUGCAGACCUCAAAGAAGAAGUAACCAGAAUCUGGCGGCAAGAUAAAGUUUAUGUAGUUCCCAUAGUCGUCUCCACCACGGGUGUUAUACCCAAUCACCUCCACCAUAGCCUCAAGUUAAUAGACCUUAAAGACUCCAUUUAUAUCCAACUUCAAAAAGCCGCAAUACUUAACACCUGUCGAAUUGUUAGAAAAUUCAUGCAAUUGGACGAAAAUGAAAUAACCCCACACCAGACAUAA
This is a messenger RNA of Helicoverpa armigera (cotton bollworm), 3930 nucleotides long. RefSeq lists its product as uncharacterized. NCBI's taxonomy places the organism in Eukaryota, Metazoa, Arthropoda, Insecta, Lepidoptera, Noctuidae. The record is from RefSeq and is a predicted model, not a curated record. The transcript has a single exon. Bases 1 to 3930 code for a protein of 1309 amino acids.